This is a messenger RNA of Nezara viridula (southern green stink bug), 249 nucleotides long. The record is from the annotation of a GenBank genome assembly. Lineage: Eukaryota; Metazoa; Arthropoda; Insecta; Hemiptera; Pentatomidae.
AUGGGGUGUAAUUUGUUUCCAAUCGCUGGUUGGAGCAGACCCACGCACAGAGGUGCCUCUGGCAUUGGCCCUGAAAAUCUCUGCCGGGAGGGAGCAGGCGACAAGGGUGCAGCUGCUUUGACCAAGUCCACUGCGUUGGUUCGAACGGAACAGAUUGACAAGAAUAGGAGCAGGUCUUCCACGGUGCGUUUGGAACCACCGACCCAGAACGGGCAGGCACAAAGAAGACCGUCAGUUACCAGAGGCUGA